Alosa alosa (allis shad) is the source of this 1131-nucleotide messenger RNA. RefSeq names its product protein Wnt-6-like. Gene Ontology annotation, cellular component: extracellular region. Lineage: Eukaryota; Metazoa; Chordata; Actinopteri; Clupeiformes; Clupeidae. The transcript is spliced from 4 exons. The record is from RefSeq and is a predicted model, not a curated record. The coding region runs from base 1 to 1095 and encodes 364 amino acids. Gene Ontology annotation, biological process: cell fate commitment; canonical Wnt signaling pathway; neuron differentiation. Gene Ontology annotation, molecular function: cytokine activity; frizzled binding.
AUGAUGCUCCUGUCACGGAUCAAUCUCACUCUGGCCUUCAUCCUCCUGAGUCCAGUCAGCAUUCUCCGCUUGUGGUGGGUGUUGGGUAGCCCUUUGGUCAUGGACCACAACAGCAUAUGCAGGAAGACCAGGCGUGUGGGGGGCAAGCAUGCCGAGCUGUGCCAAUCUCAGCCGGAGAUUGUGCAGGAGGUGGUCAAGGGCGCCCGCAUGGGCAUGCGAGAGUGCCAGCAUCAGUUUCACCAGCACCGGUGGAACUGCACCAACCAAAGCAAGAGCCUGGCCAAGAUUCUACAACAAGACAUCCGCGAGGCGGCAUUCGUGUACGCCAUCACGGCGGCGGGCGUGGUCCAUGCUGUCACCCAGGCCUGCAGUAUGGGCGACCUGCUCCAGUGCGGCUGCAUCACUAGCCAUGGCCCCCCCGCUGCGGACCACCACCCGACGACGCCCCUGACCCCCGCUCUGGCCCAGGAGGGGCCCUGGGAGUGGGGAGGCUGCGGGGAUGAUGUGGAGUUCGGCUAUCAGAUAUCCAGACAGUUCACCGACUCCAGGAGGAGGAGGGGCAAGAGUGACAUCAGGACUUUGAUUGACCUGCACAACAACGAGGCAGGAAGGCUGGCGGUGAGCAGCUUCAUGCGUGUGGAGUGUAAGUGCCAUGGCCUGUCAGGCUCGUGCACACUGCGGAGCUGCUGGAGGAAGAUCCCCCUCUUCCGCCAGACGGGCGAUUGGCUGCUCGAGCGCUUCAAGACCGCCGUGCAGGUGAUGGGCAGCAACGAUGGCAAAUCCCUGAUCCCGCUCCAUCCGGGGGCCCCGCCAAUCCAGCCCCAUGACCUCAUCUACUCCGCUGAGUCACCUGACUUCUGCCUGGCCAAUCGGAGGUUGGGGUCAGAGGGCACGCAGGGGCGCGUGUGUAACGGGAUGUCCACGGGUCCCGUGGCGCCCGACGGGCCGGGGGCGUGCGACUCACUGUGCUGUGGGAGGGGUCACCGGGAACACACACUGGUGUACGAGGAGAACUGCGUGUGUCGCUUCCACUGGUGCUGUGUGGUCCAGUGUCAGAGGUGCUCGGUCCGCCGAGACGUCAGCUUGUGUCUCUGAGUAGACGUGCCAACAGCAGGAACGUCUCAAACUAGC